This is a messenger RNA of Hypanus sabinus (Atlantic stingray), 7827 nucleotides long. It is a transcript of the gene nup214, whose product is annotated as nucleoporin 214. The record is from RefSeq and is a predicted model, not a curated record. Lineage: Eukaryota; Metazoa; Chordata; Chondrichthyes; Myliobatiformes; Dasyatidae. Gene Ontology annotation, molecular function: protein binding; structural constituent of nuclear pore. Gene Ontology annotation, biological process: RNA export from nucleus; protein import into nucleus. The transcript is spliced from 36 exons. Gene Ontology annotation, cellular component: nuclear pore. The coding region runs from base 16 to 6387 and encodes 2123 amino acids.
AAUAAGUGAUUGACGAUGGGGGAUGCUGUGGCAGCCGCCCCCGACAGGGAGAUGAAGUACUUCAUGUUUCGGCAAAUGAAGAGAAUCCGCGUCUUUCAGUCUCCGGAUGAAUUGCCGAAGGACAGAGUCAGUCUCCUGGUCGUCUCCAAUACUUAUGGACUCACCUUUAUGGGAGGCAAUGGAGGCCUAAAAAUUAUCAGUAGUGAAUACAUUGCUUUGGCUGACAAGGAAGAAGGAAGUAUAAAUGAAAUUAUUGAAGAUGCACCUUUUAUGUCAGUUAGUAUGAAGUUCCCUGUGCACCACAUUGCUCUCAGCUGUGAUGAAUUCACCCUUUCUGUUGCCAUGGUGUCAGAAGAGCAUGGGCUGGUCAUAUGUUUCUUCGACGUUCGAACGUUUGUAAACAAGGAGAAAUCUCAGAAGCGACCAUUUUUGUACUACAAGCCAGGAAAAAACUGUACAGUGUUGGAUUUAAAAUGGAAUCCUGCAGUGAUUUCCAUCCUGGCAAUCUGCAUGUCAGAUGGAAGCGUAACAAUAUUGGAGGUUACUGAUGUUGUUAAACAACAUGCCAGCCUUCCAGCCACAGCUGGCAUCACAUCAUUAUGCUGGAGUCCAAAAGGGAAGCAGUUGGCUGCUGGAAAGCGAGAUGGAACAGUAGUUCAGUAUUCACCAACGUUGCAAGAAAAGAAGGUUAUCCCUUGUCCACACUUCUACAGUUCGGAUAAUCCAGUUAAAGUUUUGGAUAUACACUGGAUCAGUACAUAUGUCUUCACUGUCGUGUUUGUAGCUGCAGAUGGAUCCUUGGAAACCCCUCCUGAACUUGUGAUUAUUUCCUUAGCGAAAAAGGAUGAGAAGAAAGAGGACCAAUUUUUGAACUUUAAUGAACUGUGUUAUGGAGUGACAACAGAGAGACAGCACCAUUACUAUCUUCACUACAUUGAAAACUGGGAUCUUCUCGUUGCUGCUUCAGCUGCAUCCAUUGAAGUCAGUGUCAUUGCUCGGCAACAGGACAAGGUCAGCUGGGAGGUUUGGGUCCUUGAAGAUGCAGCUCGGGCAGAACUUCCCGUGACCGAAAACAGUGAUGACACCAUGCCUGUUGGAGUUGGUAUUGAUAUCACCAGUCAAAUUCCCGUCAAAGUUGGUGAUGAGAAGAUUUAUGCUCCUUCUCCUAUCUUGAUGCUGCUCACAACCGAAGGGCUCCUUUGUCCAUUCCACAUGCUCAACUACAACCCCGGAGUGAAAUCAAUAGUGAAGCCAUCAGUAUGUCCACGUCUCGAAGGAGAGCGAGAACCUCCCUCAACUCAAACAUCAGCCCCUGCUCCUGUAUUGUCACCACCACAGACUUCAACUGCACCGUCACGACCCUCUUCAAAAAUCGCACAGCCUGCUGCUGCUCAUCAGUCACCUGCUUUCCCGUCAUUGGGCUUGCCUGCUUCAGCCCGCUUUUCAAAUAACACAAUGGCACCUCAGGCUACAAUAACACAACCUGAAGCAGGUCCUGCAGAUGGCACCAAUGUUGAGAGUGGAACUUCUGCCACACCUACCACAGACUGGUUUCCCUCUAAUACUCUUGGUUCCAGUUCUUCCUGGGACUCUGAUGUAAAUGACAUUCAAAAACAAAAAGCUCUUGGCUCUCCCAAGUUUGUUCGGUUCUCAGAUUUUGAAUCAACAAAAGUUUUAUCUGACUCAUCAGCUGACUCAGUACAGCAGCAGUCCAGCUCAGAAAAUGAACUGCCACUUGUGCAUCCCUCAGCUCAUGCACCAAAACCAUUCCAUGAUGCAAGAACAAUCUCUGCUGCUGUGACCCGAAGUGCAUUGGGCUUUGCUGCUGCAAUUCCUGCUCCAAAGUCUUGCCCUACUCAGACCUCCACAACAACAAAGGUUUCCGCAUCUGAUCUGGAAAAGCAACUGCAACAACAGCCAACCUCGGACCCAGUGAUGAUGGGAAUCAUGGAAGAGAUUGCUCUUUUUCAGAAGGAGUUGGACGAGUUAAAGGCUCGCACAGCAAGUGCUAACUUUGUGAUUGGCAGCCCAAACGACAUGGCUAACCUAAAAUUUGAUGCAGAGUCAUUCAACGAUUUCCUGUUGAAGAUCAAGGAGACUACAGAGUCCUUGCAUGGAGAUAUGGGCACCCUGAAAACUGAGAUGCUGGAAGGGUUUGCUGCUGUGGAAGAUGCAACUGCACAGAACCAGCGAAGCAUGGACAAGAAUUACCUUCAGCUUCUUCGCCGAAAGCCACUUGAUCCAAAGAGUGUAACUCAACUUAAUGAAAUACGCUCUCUGCAUCAAUAUGUGAAGUUUGCAGUACAAAGUGUUAAUAAUAUGCUGGAUUUGGAAUGGGAAAAAUACCAGGAAAAGAACAAGAAACACAAGCACUUGCUUCUACCAGAGAGGGAAGUACUGUUUAAUGCAUUGGCAAGUCAUCAUGAGGUUAUUAACCAGCAAGAUAAGAAGAUAAAUGAGCUGAUAAACAGCCUGCAGAAUCUCCGCUUAUAUAAUCAGACCUCCAAGUGGUGUGUGCCCAAUGACAAAUGUCUGAGUGACCAGUGCUGGAAUACAGAACUGGAGAUGCUUCGCAAUGUUCUGGUGAAAAAUACUUUGGAUUCUGCACCAAAGCUGACUCCUAGUAGCCCUGGCAAAGUAUCUCCAAUGAAGCAAUCUCAGCUACGGAGUUUCCUUUCAAAAAGACAGACUCCUCCUGUACGAUCUACUGCACCAGCUAAUUUGUCCAGGUCUGCAUUUCUAUCCCCAAAAUGCUAUGAGGAAUUGGAGGAUUCAAAUCAAACCAUAUCUGCACUGCCAUAUCCAGAAAAAGCAGUUAUUCAGACUGAAGAACCAGAGGAGGCAUCAUUCAAGCAUUCCCCGGUUGCAAGACAGUCAUCCUUUACACCGGCAUUGAUCACUGCACAGUCAACUCCCUUCAGCAAAGUUCAGCCCCCUGUCCAUUCAGUUCCAAAGCCAACAGGCAAGAUGGUGAAGCAAGGACUGCUUGUCCCUGAGAAGCCGGUCACCAGCGUUCCAGCUGCCCAAGCUGCUGCCCAGGCAGCUGUUCGGAGACAAAUGACUAAUCUCGCAGCAGUUCCAAGUGCUUCCCUCACAGAAAUGGCAGCGAAGAAUGCUUCUCAGUUAAUGAAUGCACAAAUGCUGAAAGAAACAAACCAAACUCCGAGCCUGUCAACUAUCAUCAGUGCAUCUACACCAGUCUCAAACGCAGAUGUUAUUCAUCAGGACUUGACGAAAGUGCCCUCAGACCAGAUCAAACCAGUAUCUUCAAUGGUGCCCCCUGAAACUGGAUUAACUCUGUCAGAAUCCUCAUCAACAUCAUCUGUAAAAGGUUUUACCUUCGCUGCUCCCACAGGGGGUCAAGUGCAAAAUCUAUUGAAAUUUGAAAAUGUCAUUUCUGGAACCCCUGCUCCUCAAAAAAUCUCCUCGUUUCCAGGAGCCUCUUCUGGGUUUUGUUUUGCAAAUCCAAGUACCACCUCCUUAAAUGCUUUGAAUGGCAUCACGCUGGGGACACCUGGAAGUACCAAAGAAACUCUUCCCACCAGCUUUGGAGUAACUAAGCCUGCCUUUGGAUCAAAUGCUGAUAUCCCCUUUUCCUUUGGGACCGCAAAGACCAUCCCCAGCUCCACUUCUGCACUUGAGCCCUCUUUAUCUGAGUCCACUACUUCUGGCAGUAGUGUUUGCAUAUGUUCAGAUCAGGCGUCAGAGAGCCAGUUUACAAGUGGAACACCCACUGAGCCUGCCACUCUCGGUACAACAAGCCAAGCAGAGGCGCAGCCGUCAAGAGCCGAACUCCAUCCUUCCAAGUCUGGGACUCGAUCUUCCACAGCAGAGUUUCAAGCACCUAAAGUCCAGCAGCCUCAGCAACCAUUACCCAAGCUUGAAGUGACACAGCAGCAGCAGCUGUUGCCGCCCAGGUCUGAGGGAGAGCAGCAGCAGCCACUGGCCAAGCCUGAGCCAGUACUGCAGCAACUGCCACCACUCAAGCCUGAAACAUCACUCCAGCAGCAGCAACAGCCGACGCCCAAGCCAGAGCCAGCACCGCCGCAGCAGCCGCCCCCCAAGCCCGAGGUGGUGGAGCAACAGCCGACGCCCAAGCCAGAGCCAGCACUGCAGCAGCAGCCACCCCCCAAGCCCGAGGUGCAGCUCCAGCAACAGCUGCCAUCCAAGUCUGAGGUGGCACAGCAGCCACAGUUGCCCAAGCCUGAAAGCAUCUUCUUUCAGGGCAGCACUGGAGGAGUCACAAUCGGCAGCUUCUCUGGUCUAGUGGUCAAUCAGACGGACGAUGCCACCAAAUUGGAUAAAUCUGCACAGGGGAGUUUCAGCUUUGCACAAACGCCUAGAACAUCAGUGGCACCUCCAGCUACCUUGCCUUUUGGGAGUGCCUUUCCACUGGCAAAAUUAGAUUCCACAGAAGCAACAACAGCUGUAUCUGUUGACAACAAACAGUCUGGACCAUUAUUUUCCAAUGUUCCUACAACCAAUUCUGAAUCUUCCAGUUUAUGUGGUGGUUUGUCAUCAGCAUCUAGUAAGUCCAGUUCCAUUUUUAAGCCUAACAGUUCUGUGCAGAGUCCUGCUUCUGUUACUGCAGCAGCUACUGUCCAAGGUUCGGCCUUCACAGGAUCAUUAUGCUCUUUGGCUUCCGAAACUGCAAUAGUUUCUGAAGCUUCAAAGCUUCCUACUUCCGAAGAGAAGAAAGAAAUUGGCAGUGGGAGCCUCUCUGUUUCAAGUUCCUCUGAAAAAUCAGCUUUGGAGCUAAAGAGUGUUCCACCAGCUUCAGCAGGUGCACCAAAUAACACAGGAAUUACAAGUGCACCACCUAGUCUUGUUUCACCAGCUGUUACUGUGACUAGUUCCUCUGCCGUUCCAUCUUCAGCCUUGCUAAGUGCUCCAACCGAAGUAGCUGUUACAACAGAAUCCAGCCAGACUUCAGCAGCAUCUGUUGCAUCAUCCAUUGUUUAUCCUCAGUCCACUGCUGCCAUUGUGUCAGGGAGCAGUGGUACCCCUGCCAGCACCAGUGCUACCUUACCACAACAGCUUGGGACUUCCUCCCAGCCCAGCUUGGCAUCGCUCUUGGUGUCCCCACAUGUCAGCUCCAGCGCACCCGUGUCUGGGUUCAACCAAACUGAAAGUAAGGAUGUAUCCUCGGGACUAAUGCUCAGUCAACAAAAUUCAUCAUCCUCUCUAAAUGCUGUACAAGCCUCAUCAAGCAAAUCUGAUCCCACCAACUCCCCUUUUACAGGCAGUACCUCAGCCGUCAAUUUUGGAAAACCAGCCUUUGGCCAGACUAAUACUAUGGGCUUUGGUCAACCUGCCAGUACCUCCAGUGCUGGGUUCAGCUUUACACAACCAACAUUUGGAUCACCAUCAGUCUUUGGUCAGCCUACUUCUGCUGCAUCAUCUGUGCCAUCUGCCAGUCCCUUCAGUGGGCCGUCCAGUGCCAAUGCAUUUUCAUUUGGCACCCCAUCUUCCAAUAGCGGGGUAAUGUUUGGGCAAUCAAGUGCUCCUGUGUUUGGACAAAGCACCAAUUAUGGUCAAGCACCUAGUUUUGGAUCCAACACGUCAGCAAGUCUUGUAUCUGGAUUUAACUUCCAGCCUUCAGGUUUCGCUGGUUCUUCGACAGGCAGUGUGUUUGGUCAGUCUACAAACACCAGCAGCGCAUUUGGUCAGAGUGCCAAGGGAACAGUUUUUGGCUCUUCAGCUGCUCCAUCUGGCUUCUUCAGUGGGUUGGGGGGAAAGCCAAGCCAAGAUGCAGUCACUAAAAAUCCAUUUGGACAGAUAAAUUUUGGAACCGCUGACUCUUCAAAUGCAUCCAACCUGUUUGGGAACAGUGGUGCUAAGGCUUUUGGCGCUUUUGGAGCAGAUCAGAAGUCUCCAGGCUCAUUCAGUGCUGGUUCCAGUGUUGCAUCCCAAGGAUUUGGCUCCUUUUCCACUCCACCAAAACCUGCAGGUAGUUUUGGUGCUGCUCCAGUGUUUGGCAGUUCUCCAGCCUUCGGAGGUGCCCCAACUUUCGGUGGAUCACCAGCGUUUGGUGGGUCACCAGCUUUUUCAUCUCCUAUGGGUUCCUCAGGUGGGAAGGUGUUUGGUGAAGGAACGGCAGCUGCCAGUGCUGGAGGGUUUGGUUUUGCAAACAAUCCCAAUGUACAGACGUUUGGAAGCCUAGCAAAUACAUCCAAUGCUGCAACAUUUGGAUCUGUAUCACAACAGGGAUCGGCAUUUGGCACACAAGGAACAAACUUUUCAGGCUUUGGAUCUAGUGGAGGCGGGUUUGGAAGUGGUUUUGGAUCCACAAAUCAAUGUUCCAGGGUUGUGUGGAGAGCCGGUGAAAUGUCAUCUGUUGUGACGGUCAGCAAAUUGGAGUGGAUCCAAGUCACUUUUCAGGCAUGAGUUGAUGUUUCAUGACCAGCCUCUCGAGCACUUCAUCACAGUGGAUGGAUGCAAGUGCAGUUGAAUGAUAGUCAUUGAGGCAAGCUACCAUGUUCUUCUUCAGCACUUCAGCCUAUUGUGGCUGUCAAAUGAAAGUACUAACUCUUGUUCCCUUUAAUUGAUACUUUAUCAAAGUGAGUUAGCUUCUUAAAAAAGGAAGUGGUUUGAGAACUGAAUAUGUGCUAAAACAAAGUUUAAAAUUUUAUUGCAACACAUACUGUACUCAUAGUUACUGGUUACUGAACUGGCCUUUCAACGUUAUACUUCCCAUUCUUCAAAGAUGGGACACCCAAAAGUGUGAUCAGAAAUGGUUUGUGUUCCCCAAAACUGCAGAAUCUAAAGAGUGAUACAAAUUCUAAUCUCUGAGCUUUGUUGAGGCAGCCGACUCCUGUUGUCGCCACUGGUGAGAAGGAACAUGCUGCCAAUAGGGAUGGGGAGGAGGAUAUUUCUACAGUGCUUUUCUUUCCAAAGUUCAUCAUAGCCUAUUAAAUAUACUUUGAAGUUCAUUCUAAACAUUGGAGAUGACAAAGAGAAUUCCUUUGCCUUUUGAAGUAGCACCUUGGAGCCAUUCAUGUGACCAUUCACCUCAGAUCAUUGGCAUAAUCUAAUGUAACUGACAAUACAGCACUAUUUAUGUACUGUUUGGAUGCAUAUCUUAGGAGUGGGACAAAAUCUUCUGAAUGUAAUUGUGAUUAACUGCCAGUGAUCACUUUGAGAUGGUUGAACAGGAAUUUAAGUGUUAUUUUAAAAGGGGACUACAUUUUCCUACCCCACUUCCACCCUAUCCCACUCUCUUCAUUGACCAAUUAUUGUUGCCUCUCGCUAGAGACUGUUUGACCAGAUGUUGGGCUGCCUUUGUAUAUAUUUGUUUAAAGUGGUAGUGUUUGCUUUGUGGACUUGAUGGUUUAUGUUGCCUUUCAUUUUCAGCUGAUUUGUGCAAUAUUUUGGGGGGGGUUGGUGGUGGAACAACAGAGAAUACACCAGAAAUCAAUUUAGUAACUUUUGAAAUAAAUUUCCCUAAUCUUGUGGAAAUUCUUUUGCUUUGCCCUCUCUUCUCCUACCCCCUUCCCUCCAUCAACAAUCCAUAUAAAUUUAAAUACUUUCAUAAAAUCUUAAAUUUUGUCUGUUCCACAACAAAAGCAGCAAUCUUAUUUUACUACUGACUGAGGUAUUACAAAUUAAUGAAGAAACUUUCACAAGAGAUAAACAACAUUAGGGAAUUGAGAGUUUGAAAAAUGCCUUUAGUGAUGUAAAGGCAUACCACACCAUAAAUUACUUUCACCCAUUAAAAUAUCACUGCUGCUUGAAGGUGUAAUUAAUUUGAGUUGCUUGUUGGGUUUCACAUUGACCUUUGAUAUUAUGAACGACUUUGUUUAAUUUUUCCUCAAUACUUUUUCUCUU